This is a messenger RNA of Suillus bovinus, 605 nucleotides long. RefSeq lists its product as uncharacterized. The transcript is spliced from 8 exons. NCBI's taxonomy places the organism in Eukaryota, Fungi, Basidiomycota, Agaricomycetes, Boletales, Suillaceae. The record is from RefSeq and is a predicted model, not a curated record. Bases 1 to 591 code for a protein of 196 amino acids.
AUGGCAUCCCGUCCCUUCGUCAGGAAUUUGACCUUCCAGUCCAACAACCUCGGAAAGGAGGUCACUAUCAUGCUCGCUUGGAGCCCCAACCUGGAUGGCCUCUACCAGGACGUCUUCCCGAUAGUUUGGAAGGUCACCAAAUUCGGGAAGGAUGGUCCAUACAGGGCUACCGCGACCUACACGUCCCAACUUGCUUUCUCCAGAGUCCAGGUCGAGUCCGGGAAGGUCAUCAGCGCUGCAACCUCCGUCAAUAUUAAUCCCCCUGAGUCGGGACCCGCUGGCAUCCUGCAGGCCCAGAACCACACUGGUGCUAUUCAAGAAAUCGCAGUCGGCUUCGUAAACAAAGGAGACUUUAUGCCCACUCCCGUACUCUACUUCAACGAUGUUGGAGAUGGCAGUCGCGUCACGGCGAAGUACACUCCGGUCCUGCGUGCCUACAUUACAGCGGACUAUGAAGAGACCGCGAUCUUACGAGGCCAAGUCGACACUCCUGCGAUCUGGUCGCAGGACCUCACUGGACUUGCUCAGAACACAACUUGGAACCUCGCGCGCGACCCGAACACUGGACGUUACACACUCACCCAUGCUUAAUUGAGGAAUGCGAC